AUGGCACUGUAUCUGGGCUUCGACAGCUCCACCCAGAGCUUGAAGGCCACAGCAGUGCGAGCAGCGGACUUGCAGGUCUUCAAGAGGUAUGUCGUCAACUUCGACAGCGAGCUGCCGCACUUCAAGACCUCCGGUGGCAUGACCGCGUCGGACGUACCUGCUCGCGUCACCUCGCCGGUGCUGAUGUGGAUAGAGGCUUGGGACUUGCUCCUGUCGAAGAUGAAAUCGGACAGCUUCCCCUUCGCGGAGGUCGUCGCCACAUCUGGGAGCGGUCAGCAGCAUGGGUCCGUGUACUGGGCGCAGGGUGCCUCUCGCUUGCUGACGGAGCUAGAUCCUGGCCAGGCCCUGGCACCGCAGCUGAACGGCGCAUUCGCCCGCAUGGAAUCACCGAUCUGGGCUGAUUCCUCCACAGGUGCGCAGUGCGCUCGAAUCGAAGCGGCCGUCGGCCGCCAGACUCUGGCAAAGGCCACAGGUUCUCGGGCCUACGAGCGAUUUACGGGCAUGCAGAUCGCGAAGCUGAUCGAGGAGGAGCCAGCCAUGUACGAGAAGUGCGAGCACAUAUCCCUCGUCUCUUCAGCCAUGUGCUCCCUCUUUUUGGGCGCGUAUGCCCCAGUGGACACCUCCGACGGCUCUGGGACCAACCUGAACAACUUGCAGGAGCUCGGUGGCCUGACCUGGUACGACCCGGCACUGGCGGCUGCUGCCCCAGGCGGCGCGGCAGGACUUCGGGCACGUGGCGCCCUACUUCGUGAAGCGGUAUGGUUUUUCCCCGACCUGUCUCGUCGUUGCCUGGUCCGGCGAUAA
Messenger RNA from Symbiodinium necroappetens, 804 nucleotides. Lineage: Eukaryota; Dinophyceae; Suessiales; Symbiodiniaceae. The record is from the annotation of a GenBank genome assembly.